AUGACAGUCAAUGUGGCCCCUCCGGCCAUUGACAGCACACUCGACAAAUUCGACUCUGUCGACGAGAAGACAAAGAUCCUCAACCAGCUCCUUCGCCACACCCAAGUAACAAAGGACUUUGACCUACUCAAAUUCGCCGCUGCCGCAUCAAGACAAUUGCAACAUCUCAACAACCCAGCACCAGACACAGACACGCGCCUAAUCUCCUCGCCAUACAAUGACCCUCCCCAUCUACUAGAUCUCAAUCGCCUCGACACUCAGAACAGACUCCUAUCACUAGCACUAGCCUCCUUCAGACCAAUUCGCGACGAUUACGCCACAGCCGCAUAUCUCGACUCCUUCAACUGGCAAGAAGUCUUUAACCUGGUCAAAGCAUAUUCAGACGCAGAAGGUCACGAAUGGACCACGCAGGCUUUCUAUGUGGUUGAGUUCCGAUCGGUCCUCAACCCGGGUAUUGAUCAGGACCGUCUGCAUGCGUUAGAUGCGUAUUCGCAUCAGGAAGCUACUACCAGUGGCGGGUUACUAAAGUAUUGGUUUGGGACGGCGAAUGAGAAGAGGCAGAAUCUGGCUACUUGUGUGUGCAUCACCGUCCUUCGUAUUUAUUGUUUGUUAACUUUUUUUUUUUUUUUUUUUCAAUUAGGUAUCUGGCGCAGUCGAGAAGAUGCGAGGUUGGGUGGGCUGGGGCCGUGGCAUGCCAAGGCGAGGGCGGCGGUGAGGGAAAUGUAUGAGACCAUAGUUUUCACUACCAUGAGGUUGGAGAUUGCGGAUGGUGUGAAGGGUUGGAAGAUUAGUGGCUGGCAAGAGGAGGGCCAUGUACAAAAGCAUUGA
Penicillium atrosanguineum is the source of this 828-nucleotide messenger RNA. RefSeq lists its product as uncharacterized. The transcript has a single exon. Bases 1 to 828 code for a protein of 275 amino acids. Lineage: Eukaryota; Fungi; Ascomycota; Eurotiomycetes; Eurotiales; Aspergillaceae. The record is from RefSeq and is a predicted model, not a curated record.